CGCAUCUCGGAUUCAAAAUGGGUUUCAAAUUUCUGGAGGUGAUAAAACCGUUUUGCAGCAUACUCCCGGAAAUCGAGAAGCCGCAACGGAAAAUUCAAUUCCGGGAGAAGGUACUAUGGACUGCAAUCACGUUGUUUAUCUUCUUAGUAUGCUGUCAGAUUCCUCUGUUCGGUAUUAUGUCUUCGGACAGCGCCGACCCUUUCUAUUGGAUACGUGUGAUACUUGCGUCAAACAGGGGAACACUCAUGGAAUUGGGAAUUUCACCAAUCGUCACAUCUGGUCUAAUCAUGCAGCUAUUAAGCGGCGCGAAAAUCAUCGAAGUCGGUGAUACCAUAAAGGACAGAGCUCUGUUUAAUGGAGCACAGAAACUAUUCGGUAUGGUCAUCACAGUCGGUCAGGCCAUUGUAUACGUAAUGACUGGCAUGUACGGAGACCCGACAGUAAUUGGAGCCGGAGUUUGUUUAUUAAUCAUCAUUCAGUUAUUCGUUGCCGGAUUAAUCGUACUGUUAUUGGACGAACUGCUUCAAAAGGGAUACGGAUUGGGCAGCGGAAUCUCUCUGUUCAUUGCAACCAAUAUUUGCGAGACAAUUGUGUGGAAGGCCUUCUCUCCAGCCACUGUUAACACUGGACGUGGUACCGAGUUCGAAGGUGCUGUGAUCGCAUUGUUCCACUUAUUGGCUACAAGGCAGGACAAAGUUCGAGCUCUGCGCGAAGCCUUCUACAGGCAGAACCUUCCCAAUCUCAUGAACUUGCUCGCCACCAUCUUGGUGUUCGCCAUAGUCAUUUACUUCCAGGGCUUCCGUGUUGACUUGCCGAUCAAAUCUGCCAGAUACAGAGGCCAGUACAGCAGCUAUCCCAUCAAACUGUUCUACACCAGUAACAUUCCGAUUAUCCUUCAGUCCGCGUUGGUGUCGAAUCUGUACGUUAUCUCGCAAAUGUUGGCGGUCAAGUUCCAAGGGAACAUCAUCGUCAACCUUCUGGGUGUGUGGUCCGAUGUUGGCGGCGGUGGUCCCGCCAGAUCCUAUCCUGUUGGUGGAUUGUGCUACUAUUUAUCGCCCCCUGAAUCCGUCGGGCACAUCCUACAGGAUCCCGUUCACGCGUUUUUGUAUAUUCUGUUCAUGCUUGGGUCGUGCGCGUUCUUCUCAAAAACAUGGAUCGAGGUCUCCGGUAGUUCAGCGAAAGAUAUCGCGAAACAACUGAAGGAGCAGCAAAUGGUGAUGAGAGGGCACAGAGACAACUCGUUGAUCCACGAGCUAAACAGAUAUAUUCCGACUGCCGCGGCGUUCGGCGGAUUGUGUAUCGGUGCUUUGUCGGUACUGGCCGAUUUUCUCGGAGCGAUCGGUUCCGGUACCGGUAUCCUACUAGCCGUCACGAUCAUAUACCAGUACUUCGAGAUCUUCGUUAAAGAACAAAGUGAAAUGGGUGGCAUGAGUACGCUACUCUUCUAAAAUUCAAUUCCCUUUAUAUAGAGACUUUAAAA
Molecule: messenger RNA, 1480 nt
Organism: Dufourea novaeangliae
Lineage: Eukaryota; Metazoa; Arthropoda; Insecta; Hymenoptera; Halictidae
Gene: Sec61alpha
Product: protein transport protein Sec61 subunit alpha isoform 2
Exons: 8
Coding region: 18-1448 (476 amino acids)
Biological process (GO): SRP-dependent cotranslational protein targeting to membrane, translocation; post-translational protein targeting to membrane, translocation
Cellular component (GO): membrane; Sec61 translocon complex
Molecular function (GO): ribosome binding; transmembrane protein transporter activity; signal sequence receptor activity
Source: RefSeq, a predicted model, not a curated record